AUGCCCAGCAGCUUCUUUGGAGCGCUCACACAAGGCGCCAAGUUUAGCGGCGUCGCGUUCAUCAAAGAAAAGAAGCAGUUCAAUACACUCGUAAAUGGAGCCAAGAAUGAGUCCAAGCAGACUGCGGAAGUGGAUGAGCUCGACUUCUUCGGUUUCAACUCGACUCAGAAGCCCAAGGAAAAGGUACAUGAGCGUUGCGAAAUGAGCGUCGAAAGUAUCGUACCAAAGCCGGUCAAUAAAGUACGCAAGGUCAAGGGAAGUAAACCUCGAAGGAAGCGUAAACUGAGUGAAGGUGCGCUGGAGGAACAACUUAUGGAAGACGAGGCGCGACGACAAGCGUCGCUACUUCUUGCUCCAUCCGGAUUGAAGGCAGAGAAAUAUAGCGCUCAUUGUCGCCGGUCAAACACGGAGCUGAUGAGGAGUAAAGAAGUCUUUGAACAGUCGGAUGAAGACGCUGCUGUGUCUAGUGAGGAUGAAGGACAAGAAGUGGAAGAAGAGGAAGAUGAGGAGGAGGAAGUGGCUGUUAGAUUAUUCAAGUCUUGUGGUAAGAAUGGUGAUGACGAAAUGACUGAUAGAAAGCAAGCAAAGAAGACAGCGAAGGAUGCUGCGCAAAAAAGCACGGAUGAUUCUGCUGAUCGAGAGGGUGUGCAAAUGCUCCGACGUCAGCUCGGUAUUCGUGUGAGCGGCGUCAGUGUGCCAGACCCGAUUACCUCUUUUGCUGAUAUGCGCUUGGACCCGGCCUCGAGUGCGCAGCAGAUGAAACGUCUGCUAUUGCAAAAUAUCGAGCGGUCAGAGUACAAGGAACCUACGCCCGUGCAAAUGCAAGCAAUCCCGAGCUUCUUGCUUCGGCACGAUGUACUGGUCACGGCGCCUACAGGAUCUGGUAAAACCGCAGCUUUUGCGAUUCCGAUUCUGGCAAACUUGGCCGCCAGCAGCGCAACAAGCAGCGGUAUUCGCUCGAUAGUGUUGGCUCCAACUCGUGAUUUGGCAGUGCAGAUUCGUGCUGAGUUCACGCGCCUUGCAAUAGGCAAAAAGACGCACAUCACGUUACUGUCGAAAGCCACUGCUGCCACUAUCGCUUCUCAGACCAAGAGCAAGUUAGCGGUCAAUCAUGACGUGCUGAUUGCUACGCCGCUUCGUCUCGUGCAUUUGAUUCAGGAGGCGAAGGUCGAUCUUUCGACCGUCGAAAUGGUAUGUCUGGACGAAGCUGAUCGACUUUUGGAGCUCGGCUUUGUGGAGCAGAUCGAUGAGAUCUUCGCUGCCUGCACGCACGCUAACAUCCAGCGAGCCAUGUUUAGUGCUACGAUGCUGGAAGGAGUCGAAGAGCUUGCGCACACUGUGCUGCGUGACCCAGUUAAGGUGGCAAUCGGAAUGAAAAACACCGGAGCUAGCACAAUUGAUCAAAAACUGGUGUUUGUGGGCAAGGAGGAAGGAAAGCUUGUUGCGAUUAAGCAGCUGUUGCACGACGGGCUCCAACUUCCGGCAUUGUUAUUUGUGCAGAACAAGGAGCGCGCAAACGAACUGUACCACGAGCUGUUGUAUGACGGUGUCAAUAUCGGUGCCGUUCAUGCGGAUCGCACCAAGGACCAGCGUGAUGACGUGAUCACGCGUUUCCGUACUGGCGAAGUCUGGGUGCUCAUUUGCACUGAUCUGAUGAGCCGUGGCAUGGACUUCAAGGCUGUAAAUAUGGUCAUCAACUACGACUUUCCACAGAGCGCUGUGAGCUACAUUCAUCGGAUCGGUCGUACUGGUCGGAAUGGACGCAAGGGCAUGGCUGUUACGUUUUUCACUGAGGACGAUAUGGUACACCUUCGCACAAUCGCUAACGUGAUGAAGCUUUCAGGCUGCGAGGUUCCUGACUGGAUGCUCUCACUAAAGAAAGCCAGUGCGUCAAAAAGGAAGGAGCUGUUAAAAGCACCUCCGAUGCGGCACCGUAUCAACACAAUAUCAGGAUACGAUCUCCAGAAGGCACACCGUCUGAAGCAAAUGAAACAUGCAAAACUCAAAGUAGACGGUGAUACCAUCAACCAGCGGGGACCACUACUUGAAAGCAGGAAGAAACAAGCAAAACACAAGGAAGGCUGCGAAGGUAGCAGUCAAUCAAGACAGCAGCCGGGACUGAAGAAGCGGAAAUAG
This is a messenger RNA of Peronospora matthiolae, 2136 nucleotides long. NCBI's taxonomy places the organism in Eukaryota, Oomycota, Peronosporomycetes, Peronosporales, Peronosporaceae. The record is from the annotation of a GenBank genome assembly.